GAGCAUAUGUUGUGCAGGAGAGCAGUGAGAAGAAAGCUGGUGAAAGUUUUACCACAUGGUGCCUUGUAAACUGAGCAGUUCCGCUUCCRUCCACUAGGGGGACGAGGGCUGGGACCAGUGAGUCCGCCGCUGGCCCUCAGUCGCCGCCCCUUCCUCUGUCAAGCGCUUUUCAAAAUCCGCUACAAACCUCUGGAGGAUGAUUGUACAGCCAGGGGGACUCGAGGAAGCGAGUCAAGAAGACUUUUUGUUUUGUUUUGUUUUGUUUAUCCGCACUCUGUAAUGUUUCUCAGUAAGAAGACGCCUCUAACCUCACACUGACGGUCUGUCAAGGAUAAAUGAACUUCCAGGAGAAACACGGCGCUGUCAGCAGAGAAAUGUUGUAAACUUUUUUUUUUUUAUUCCACCCCAAAUAUUCGCGUCCGAAAAGGAGACGCCUGCUAACCGAGUUUGGGGGCUUCGGGCAGGCUGCUGUCCUGUGGGAUGGAUGACGGCCGAGGGCAGGACGACUACGAGGAGCGCCUGAAGGAAGUCUUUAACAGUUUCGACACAAGUGGCUGCGGCUCCCUGAGUCCGGAGGAGCUCUCCGACCUCUGUCAGUCUCUGCACCUGGACGAUGCCGCGCCAACUCUCAUCCACACUCUGCUCCAGAACCAAGACCACUUCACUGCCAGGGUCGACUUUGACCAGUUCAAGCACGCUCUGAUCCUGGUUUUGUCAUCGACCACUGAGCCUCCUCAAGCCGAACAGGAACCCUCGCCAAAGCCAGAGUCUCCCGAAAUCCAACCAAAGUUUGUGAAGGGCAGCAAACGUUAUGGCCGCCGCUCCACGCCAGAGUUCCUGGAGCCCUUUUCAGACUUGUCUGAGGUUCCUAACGUUAACCCGGCCGAUGAGGACGACUUGGAGGACAACUAUGACUCUGCUGUUCCCAGGAAGCGUGAGCGCUGGAAUGCCCAUGAAAGCAGCACAGAGGAGUACGAGGCAGAAGGCCAAAUGCACCUGUGGAACCCAGACGAGCCGAGCAGACCCCGGGGGUCCGUCGUUCCCCGCUUGCAGGAGCGGCUGCGUGAAGCUUGCGAGGAGCUGGCGAUGGCGUGGGACGGAUGUGCUGCUCCCUCUGAACUGCUGGCCUUGUGUGAACAUUUGGGUCUGGAGGCUAACCGUGACGCUCUCAGUCUCACUGACGACGGAGUGAUGAAUGUCCAAGAGUUCGUCUCCAGGGUCGUGAACAACAAACCGCUAACUCCCUCCGCCUCCACUCCCUACAGGCAACUUAAACGACAUCACUCGACUCAGCCGUUCGACGAGGGCGGCCGAAGGAUCUCGGCUCUGACCAGCACCAUCGGCAUGCGUCUGUUCUCGACACUCGACGACGGGAGCGGCUUCACGCCGGCCGAAUACGUCCUGGACGCCUGGAUAGAGGAGGGGAUAGAAAACAGCGCCGAGAUCCUGCAGGCUUUGAAUUUUGAUCUAGAAGGAAAACUGAGUCUCGGCGAACUCACCGUGGCCCUCGAAAACGAGCUGCUCAGCACCAAGAAUCAAGUUCACCAAGCAGCGCUAGCGAGCUUCAAAGCCGAGAUCAGAUACCUGCUGGAGCGAGUCGACAGAGAAAUCCGAGAGAAGGCAAAAAUCCAGUCUGAUCUGGAAAAAGCGGAGAAGCAGAAGACUCAGCUCGCCACAGAAGUGGACGAGCAUCACUCUGCGAUAGAGCACACAAACAACCUCAACCUCAGGAAGCUUGAGCAGGACUACAAGGAGAAGCUGACGGCCGUCCGGUCGGAGCUGACGAAGGAGAUGGACCAGAUGCAGCAGCAGGCGGGCCUGCAGCGCGAAGAACUGGAGGCGGAGAUCCGGAAGAUCCGGGAGGAGGAAUCAUUACUCAGAGAUCACCUCUCCAUCUCGGUCAAGGAGAACAGGCGGCUCGAGACGGAAUUGCUCGACAGCACCGAAAAGCUAACAGAGGCACAAAGCCAAAUAGCCAAACUGCAGGAAAAUUUGGAGAACAUCAUGAAAGACAAGUUUGGAGACCUGGACCCCGGCAGUGCCGACUUCUUUCUCCAGGAGGAGCGAAUCAAACAGCUGCGCUGCGGCUACGAAGCACAAUGCAGGGAGCUGCAGGACCGUGUCGACGAGCUGCAGUCGGAGCUGCGGGAGUUUCACAGUCUUGGCCGAGCUCACGAUUCUGCCGGCAAACCUCUGUCCGAGGAGCUGGAGAGCAAAAGCCCCGGCACAGAGUCCGACCCAGGUAUCGGUCCAGACGAGGUCCAGCCUUUCAGCGUGAGCCUGGAAGCUGAGAUGAUGCUGGAGCAGCUGAAGGAGCAGCACUUACAGGAAAUGGAGCGAUUGCAAAACCAACUUCAAAGCAAGAUCUCUGAAUUUGAAAUGACUGUGGAAGAGCAGGAAGCGACCCACAAGGACCAGAAAGCCGCCCUGAUCCUCCAGCACCAGGAGGAGGCCCAGGGUCUGAGGGAGCAGCUGGCCGGAGCUCAGAGCCUCGCAGAGCGGCUUCAGAACCAGCUCCAGCAGGCGGAGCAGGACCGGACCCGUCUGGAGCAGAAGCAGGCCGCCGAGAGAGAGGAGCUCCAGAACCAUCAGGAAGACGAAGCCGCAAACCUCAGACAGCAGCUCCUGGAAGCUCACACUCAGAUUGCCGACCUGGAGGACCAGCUGAACUCUCUGGAGAGCCAGCAGGCAGAGAUGGAGGAAAACCUCCUGGCCAAGAUGGAGGAGCUGAAGAACCAACACGCCGCGGAGGUCAGCAAGCUGACGGAGGAGCUGACACGGCUGCAACGGCAAAAGGACGAGUCGGAGCGGAGGUUACUGGACGACUGGGAGCAGGAAAAGAGAGACCUGGAGGAAAGCCACCAGAACAAACUCCAAAUCCAGCUAGAGGAGGCAAAGCUGCUGUUUGAGAAGGAGCAAAGUGAAACGGUGAAGACGUUGACGGAGCAGUGGCAGGAGGAGAGAGCGCAGCAGGACGAGCAGAACAGCAAGACUCUGCAGCUGCUGCUGGAGGAAGAGAUGCUGCGACUGGUCAAGGAGCAAGAGGAGAAGGAGGACCAGCUGAGGGAGCGCUGGGCGAGCGAACGGGCGCUGCUCGAAAAGGAGAGGCUGCAGCUACAGGAGCAACUCCAGCAGAGGGAGAGGCGGCUGAAGGAAGACUGGGAGAGGGAGAGGCUGCAGCUGGAAGAGGACUAUGAAGGGAUGAUCCAGGAGAGGCUGAAGGAGGAGAAAGAGAAGCUAGAGGCCGAGAGAGAGGAGGAGGACGAGAGGAGGACGGAGAAGCUGAUGGCGGAGGAGAGGGAGCGGCUGGAGGAGAGACACGGAGAGGCUCUGAGGAAGCUCAGCAACAAGCAUACCGAGGAGAGGGACGCGCUCAGCGCAGCGCUGGACCGACUGAGAGAGGACAUCGCCAAAGAGAGGAAGGAAGUUGAGCUCAGCUUCACCCAGAGAAUCAGAGAAGCAGAAGAUCGAUUCUCCUGUGAUCAGGAGUCUGCGGCGGAGCGCUUUCAGGCCCAACUCCUCCAACUCGAACGGCGCUACCAAAGCGAGCUGACGACCCUCUCCGAAAGCCACGCCGUGCAAAAGCUGCACUGGGAAGUAGAAAUGCAUAAAGUUGUAGAGGGCGCGGAAGAACGAUGGAAAACAGCGGAGGAAGCCUUGGUGCAGGAAAAAGAGCGACUCGAUCGGGAGCGGAAAAACGAGCGACGAGAGCUCGAAGGCAUCCACGGCGAAGAAACGGAAGCGCUGAGAACGGAGAACGAGCGACUCUGUAACGAACUGGAGGACGCUCUGAGCGCAGCCCAGAGGAAGGAAAUCGAGCUCAGCAUGCAGCUGAACGACCUGCACGGCCGGCUCCAGGAGAAACGCCAGCUGCUUGCCCGGUCCGAGGACAAAGUCCUGCAGGCGGAGCUGCUGCUCAAUCAGACGGUGGAAGACUUCAAGCAGGAGAGGGCCGAGCUUCUCGGCAGCAACUCGGAGCUGCAGGCGAAACGCGACGAGGCGCUUUCCAGUGCGGAGAGGCUGGUCGCCGAGAGGAUGCUGCUGGUAACCGAGCGCGAUGACUUGCAGGUGAAAGUCGAAGAGCUUGAGACGCUUCUCAAGCAGGCGGCUCUGGACUUUGAGCUGGAGCGGAAGGAGAUCCUGGAGAAUCUGACAGUUCUAGAGGAGAAGCUGAGAGACGCUCGGGAAGUCGAGGCGCUCAGAGCGGAAAGAGACGUUCUUAGAAGCAAACUGGAGGAGCUGCAGGCUGUAUCCAGUACAAACGGAGARGAAUCAAACUGUCUAAAUGUACUUAUAAAGAAUCAAGAUGACGAAUCGUGUCGAGCUCAGUCCGAUCAGGAUGAAGACGUAUUAGAGAGAUGCAUACAUGCCGAUCAGGAACUUGACAAUGGCGAUUUUGCCACCAUUGAGGACCAAGCUGACGAGCAGGACGGCCAAGACGGAGCGAAUAAAAACCAGGAAAACUGUUGCGUUUUCAGUGACAACAAAGUUGGUGAUUCUCCUGAUGAGAAACACGAUUAUUUAGUUGAAAACAAAUGCCAACCAGUUUCCCACGAGAAUCGGGGCAAGGACGCCUCUCCGCUUCUGGCUUUUUCUGACAAAGAUAAAGCAGCUGCUGAAUGGCCCGACCAGGCGACCGAACCGCAAGAGGACGGCAGAAGCUGUCUGCACGAAGAUCAGCAGCGUCAUGAGACUGGGGUUGUGGGUCUAAUGCUGCAGGAGGCGGCAGGUGAUCCAGCUGAGGUUGAUUGUUUAUCAGAUGGCUCUCGCAGCCUACAGGAAGGGGGUGAAAACCGGGACAAAUCCAUGGGAACCAUUAGAGUAUUUGACUGCGAGAACCAGGAGAGUCCUGCUCUGAACCUGCAGGACUUGUACGACACCGCCAGGGAGGAGAACGUUCUGCUGCACGAGAAGAUCGCCCUGCUUCAGCAGAAAUCCGAAAUACUAGAGAGUCUGCUGGCGCGCCACAGCGAAAAGCUGAAGAGCAGCCACCGGGCUCUGGAGGAAAACUCCAAGCUCAAAGUGCAGGCGCUGCUGCUGAUGGAGCACGUGAGGGAGCUGCAGGCGAAGAGCCUGAGGAUGGCCGACCUCCAGAUCCGGUACGAGGACUGUGCGUGCGAGAACGCCAAGCUGAGAGACCAGAACGAGGCACUGGAGAAGCGGGUCUGGAGCCUGGAGAGCAGGCUGGACGUCUUCCGCGAGUUCAGCGACCGGCGCCCCUCGCUGGUGGACGAGAUCGGCAGGAUGAGGGCGGAGAACGUGGAGCUCUUUCACCUGCUGAGCCAACUCGAGCGGCAGGAGGACGGGCUGUCAGACUCCGACGCCGAGCCGGCGGAGGUACACUCGGACAAGCCUCCUCCGCAGCGAGAGGAGAAAUCCCCGGCGGGGUUUGACGUCGAGGAAUGCUGCAGGGAGUUCGAAGAGCAGAACAAUAAACUGCGCAAGACCAUCGCAGAGCUGCAGGACGAGUCGCAGAUAAUAAGCAAAACCACUCGAGCUCAUAGAUACAAAGCUACUCGACUAGCAGAGGAAAACGUCUGUCUGCAAAAAAACAUCGCCGCUCUGAAGGAAGGCGACUUGAAGGAGGCCAAGGAUGAGUUGAUACAAACCUUGAAGCAUUUGGAGAAAGGGAAGCAUGCAGCUCAACAAGCCGCCGACAGUUUCAAUAAACAGGUUUCAGAGUUGCAUUCCCAGAGCCAGCAGCUGGAGGACGACAACGGGCAGCUGGAGGACGACAACGGGCUCCUGGUGGAGAGAAACGCCCAAAGUGUCGCCGACAUCGAGAGCCUGCGAGAGCAGCUGGCGGAGCUGAUGAAGGAGAGCGAGACGAGGGAGGCCCUCCACUCCAAGGAGAAGACCAAGAUGGCAGCUUGUGUGUCUGCUCUGGAGGCAGAGUUUGACAAAGCUCUGAAGGAGUCCACUCAGCUGAAGGAGAGAAAUGGCCAGCUCUCACAGCAGCUCUCUGGCCUCAGGGAGAAGGCCUUCCAAGUGGAAUCGAUGGAGACUCGGCUCAGCAGUCUGGUAGAGGAGUGCAGGACGGUGGAUAAGGAGAGUGCCGGUCUGCGCAGCCAGCUGGCUAAAGCUCAAGAGCAGCUGGUAUCUGCAGAUGAAACCUUCAAGGUGGUGAACCGGCAGAGCGCCCGCCUGAAGUCAGACCUCCGUGUUCUGCAGCAGGAGAGGGAUUCCCUGAAGCACGAGGUCGCAGUGCUGCACAUGCAACUGCAGAAUGCAAAUGAGAAGAACCAAAUUUUGGAGAGGGCCCUACACUCCAGCGGCAAACAGAAACAGCAGAACCAUUCCUCCUUCCUGAAGGCCUUGGAACAGGAGCUGGAAGCAAAAGCCGAGCUGCCACGGGGCUGCGACGCUGAGCAAAGCCACGCAGAACUGGACAGUCUUCUGCAAGAAAACGAGUCACUCAAGACACAGAUGGCUCGAAUGUCAACACACAUGAUGGAGUCGUUUCACGCGCAGUACGGCGGACAUCUUCCUCCAUCGCCUCAGAGGGGGCCGAGGGGACAGCAGCGUGGUGACGACCCAGACAACAUGCAGGAUGAACGAGAGAGGAAGAUGAAGAAGAUGGCGGAACGCAUGAGGGAAAUCGAACUUUCACUCCAUAACGUCAAGCUGCUGCUAAAGGAGAAGGUGACUCAGCUGAAGGACCAGCUGCACAGGAACGGCAAAGCAGACGUGCUGAUCAAGGACCUGUACAUGGAGAACUCUCAGCUGAUCGAGGCUCUGGAAAUAACGGAGCAGCGGCAGAAAAUCGCAGAGAAGAAGAACUACCUGCUGGAAGAGAAGAUCUCCAGCCUCAACAAGAUAGUGCGGGACCUAAACCCGUCGACGCUCUCGUCGCUGCCGUACAACUACAAAUGCCCGUAACGCGUCACUCGACACGUUUGAAGGAGUUGGUUGUGUCAACUUUGAGUAAGCGCUGAACGUAUGCGAACCACAGGGACACUUGUGCAACAGAUGCAGCCAGAUGCAGGACAAUUGGAAGGCUCAGACUCAUGUAAACGUCGCUGCUAAAUAUGCAGGAUCUCUAUUUGUUUUAUCCUUAACCGUAGCAGGUCGACAGACUUGAGUUUUUGAUUAACCGAAUACGAGGUCAAACGGUUGGCUAGUCAUUUAUUUCGUAGUAAUUUAUCAUUUUAAAACAAUUUUUAAGCUGAAAAGUUGGCUACAAAUAGGAAAACGAUCCCACCUUUGCAUAUUCUGUACUGUCUCUGUCCAAAGAGAAAAGCAACAUUGAUGUAAAAUGUGUGUCUGUGUUGGUCCUGUAGACACAAUGUUAAGAACGAACAGGAAGUAAAAUCAUGGACAGAAUCAUCAGUUUUGUAAUGCAGACAAUGUUUUUGCUUUUUAUUUAACACUACCUGAAACUAUGUGGACUAUAAAAGUCUCGUGUGGCAAUACUUAACAUUUAUUUAAUUAUAAUUAAGGGGGGAAAAAUGCUAUAAUCUGUUGCAAUAUGUAAAGUUGCCAUCAUUAAUGUGUUUGAGCUGAAAUGAUCUGUUACAAGUGCAAAUAAAAUGUAUAGCAUUCUGAUA
Poecilia reticulata (guppy) is the source of this 7547-nucleotide messenger RNA. NCBI's taxonomy places the organism in Eukaryota, Metazoa, Chordata, Actinopteri, Cyprinodontiformes, Poeciliidae. The record is from RefSeq and is a predicted model, not a curated record.